AUGUAUUAUGUGAAAAAGUAUGAACAUAAGCUGCUGAGCGAAACGCUGCGAUUUUUAGGGUUUACAUUAAAGUGGGGAAUUCACGAAAAUGGGUACUGGAUGACUAAUCUGAAUUAUUCCUUUGACUAUAUGUUGUCCAAUUUAGUGAUAAAAUAUUUUAAAGAAAAGAAAGUAAAAUCGGUGAUAGAUGUAGGUUGUGGGUACGGGCACUACGUCAACGAAUUAAACUUUCACAAAAUAAAGGCAGUGGGCGUUGACGGCAAUUCUAAGCUAGUCAAUCAGCUCAAAAAUGGUAUGUUUAUUUGUUACGCGUGA
Plasmodium fragile is the source of this 315-nucleotide messenger RNA. RefSeq lists its product as uncharacterized. The record is from RefSeq and is a predicted model, not a curated record. Bases 1 to 315 code for a protein of 104 amino acids. The transcript has 2 exons. Lineage: Eukaryota; Apicomplexa; Aconoidasida; Haemosporida; Plasmodiidae.